AUGCAUCCCCGACAACCCAGUGGUCCUGGCUCUACAGACGCCAUGGAGAUCUACGACCAUCUCCACACUCCAAAGCAUGAGAUCGACGUGGCAGACGCCUUUGCUGCUGCCAUGCCCUCCGCCAUCGAUCCAAAUCAACCAUCACUCAGAAGCGUUCCUGAAGACGCCCAACUCGACACCCAGCAGCUUUCCUCUCUCAAUGCUUCUCCCCUUGCCAGCUCCUUGCAGCCUUCAUCCCAAGUUGCGCAACAAGAGAGUCCAACUUCACGGCGUUCCGACAAGCUCGCUACAUCUUCUUACGGUCUUGUCCAGCCAGGCGGGCGUCCUGACCUUGCAUCUCGCCGCUCGUCGGAUGUCCUCAAGUCGCUUCCAGGUCUACCUCUCGCCCUAACCAACGCAGAGCAGACCUUCCUUCCAGCAACUCUCAACGGCGGCACCUCUUCCGCUAUCCCCCACCCCUCUGCAGCCAUCGGUAGCCUAGUGGACCAUCGUGCACCACCAGCAGACACUCUGCCACCACAGCAUAUUCCACGUCCCCUGCCAGGCUCAGCUACACCCUCCGCCUCUGCGUCGCCCUCCGCCAUGCAAACACCGCCCAAGAAGACACCCUACGAUGCUAUUGCUGCUGGCGUUCAAACCCUGGCCAUGCCCAACUCCAUCUCCGUUGGCCCUCUCUCCCCACCAGAGUCGGAUCCACACCGCUCCAUGAUGGACAGCAAUCGCAAAAGUAUCGACGACAUACGCCGCAACCACGCAGCCAGAGCUGCUCAGCGUCAGUCCAACAACUCUUCCCCCAUCGAAACACGUCCCGGCAACGGCCUUGUCCCUGACUCUGCUUACACGCCUACACGUGCACAUGCACAAUACCAGAGUGAAUUCGCAUCCUCUCCCGAUCCAACGCAGCGACAGCGCAGAGCCAUGGCAUCCGAGCCUCCUCGUCCCGCUAGCGUAUUGGAUACUCGUGCUGCGCAGAUGCAAGCUGUCCAGCGUCGUCAGCACGACUCCCGCCUCGGUCAAGGUAGCAGCGACACAUUUGAUGCCACCGACACCUUGGGCUCGUCUCGCGAUACUCAGCUCGAUCGCGCCUCGCAGCAACAUCUACAACUUCGAGCUGCGCGAGAGCAAGAGCUUGAGCGAGAGCGCCUGCAGCAUCAGCAGCUUCAAGAGCAGCAACGUGAAAAGGAGCAGCAGCGUCAGCGUGAAAAACUCAAGGAGAGGGAACGCGAAAAGGAACGGGAGCGCGAAAGGGAAAAGGAGCGGGGCGAACGUGACCGUGACCGCGACCGCGAACGCCGAAGUCGUCGACUUCUCGGAGAUUAUGCGCUCGGUAAGACGCUGGGCGCUGGAAGUAUGGGCAAGGUCAAACUUGGCGUCAAGAUGGGCAACGGCGAAAAGGUCGCCAUCAAAAUCAUUCCCCGUCACACUUCCAUGGCUGCUGCUCAAUCCCCGCGAGCUGCUGUUGACGAGAACGGCAAGCCUCAGCCACCACCACCGCCCCCCACCGCGUCGUUCCUCGCCAAAGCGGCCGCCAAGGACCAGUCCAAAGAGAUUCGUACCAUUCGAGAAGGUUCGCUUCAGAUCUUGCUCCAUCACCCCUACGUUUGCGGCAUGCGCGAAAUGAUCAUCCACACCAACCACUACUACAUGGUCUUUGAGUAUGUCAAUGGUGGUCAGAUGCUCGACUACAUCAUCAGCCACGGCCGACUCCGGGAACGAAGCGCACGCAAAUUCGCACGCCAGAUCGGCAGUGCGCUCGAGUAUUGUCAUCGCAACAGCAUCGUCCACCGCGAUCUCAAGAUUGAAAACAUUCUCAUCUCCAAGACGGGAAACAUCAAAAUUAUCGAUUUCGGUUUGAGCAACCUCUUUUCGCCUCACUCGCACCUCUCCACCUUCUGCGGCUCGCUCUACUUUGCUGCGCCCGAGCUUCUCAACGCAAAGGUGUACACCGGCCCAGAAGUGGACGUCUGGUCCUUUGGUAUCGUCCUCUAUGUUCUUGUCUGCGGCAAAGUGCCCUUUGACGAUCAGAGCAUGCCUGCUCUCCACGCCAAGAUUAAGCGCGGUCAGGUCGAAUACCCUGCCUGGCUCAGCGGCGAGUGCAAGCAUCUUCUGUCGCGCAUGCUGGUCACCAACCCUGCCAAUCGAGCCACCCUCGCUGAAGUACUUGCACAUCCUUGGAUGGUCAAGGGCUACGAAGGCGUUCCAGAUCCGCACUUGCCAGACCGCACGCCGCUCCGUCCGCACAACAUUGAUCAGGAAGUCAUCAAGGGGAUGACCGGCUUCGAGUUCGGCUCUCCCGAGGCCAUUACAGCCAAGCUCAUCGAGGUGCUCAACAGCGAAGCGUACCAGACCUCAUUGUACCACUGGGAGCUCAAGAACCUGCCCGCCAGCCUCACCGGUCUCAGCACGGUCAGCAACAGUGGUUCGUCAAUCGACUCGCCCGGCCUCAACAGGCCAUCAACUCGCGGCAGCUUCACUGCAACCAGCGGCUCCGAUACAGUCAAGUCCAAGGCAGGCUCGAGACGCUUCUCAGGUAUUGAUUUCUACAAGAAAAAGCUCACCACCAACCCGCUAGCAGCAGCUUUCGGCAGCAAGGACGACUCAGCUGUCGGUUCAGCGAACGGCAGCUCCAAUGGACUCGGCUCAGGUACGGGUCUUUUGCCGUUUGGCAAAGAGCCAUUGGAUCCGACGCGUGGUUUCCAUCCUCUCAUCUCGAUCUACUUCCUUGUCAAGGAAAAGAUGGAACGUGAGCGCCUCUACGGUCACUCCUUCUUUGCCUCGUCCAACCUCUCGCUCAAUGGCCCUCCUGUUCCCUCCACAGGAGCUGUCGCCGGCGCAGGUACAGGUGCAAGAGCCGCUGCUGCCGGAGCCAUGCCCACAGCUGCCGACAUUCCGCAAGAGGCACUCCGCGUGCCUGAGGUGCCGCAUGUUUCUCACCGCGCCUACGAUCCUUCUCGUCAGCAGGAAGCAGCGCUGGCUUCUCCUGCACCUCCUCGCCCGGCCGCUGCGAUGAUACCCGUGCCUGCAUCGCCGACGCCCGUGUUUGAGUCUCGUGAGAAGUCGAGGCCCUCCGGACUUAUGGCUGGGCCACCUCGUGCUCGUGCCAAUGCAGACGAGAUGGAAGCAGCCUUGCGCGAAAAGUGCCUUCCGUCGCCCAAGGACGCUGGUUUUGCACCCGGGAUUGGUGGUAUGGCACCGGUCCCAGCGGCCAGUACCCCGGGUAUGCGACAGUCAUUCUCCGUCGUCCCGCCUGGUCCCGAGGUGGCUAUCGGUCACAAUCACCGUCAUUCGAUGAUGGCACCGGAUAUUUCCAUGGCCAUCACCAACAACCACAAGAGAAGCGUCAGUUUGACAGCGCGUCGGCCCCCUGGUGCCGCCGCAGCCGGUCGUACACCGGUCGGUGCAAUGGUCGAGCCUAGCACGCCCGACGCAUUCAGCAUGGAUACCCGAAGAAUGUCGACCAUGUCUCCUGCUCGCUUGCCUGCACGAGCUUCAUACAUCGCCACACCUUCGAAGUCUGAGGCUGGCAGUGCAGAGCCGUCCUCAUCGCCAGCUGCUACCGCCCACAACACCAGCUCAACACUGGGUUACGGAGCAACUUUGGCGCGUCGCUUCAGCUCGUUCAUGGGCCGAUCGCCAUCGCAGCCUUUAGAUACUGAGGCCAGGGAGCGAAAGAAGCAAAGCAGGAUGAGCAUGCCUCUGGGGGGCUUGCCGCAGCAGCAGCAGCAGCAGCAUCAGCAGCGGAGAGGCAGUGCGCACAUGCCGCUGAGCGAGGUGGACGAAGCUGACACUGGUACCGACGUGGAUGCGUACGACUACGACGAAGUGGAGGAGCACCUUGUCACUCACGACGAGGAUAUGCCACUGGGCAGCGGAACCACGGUGCGUCGUUCUGGCACUAUGGGCGACAUGCCCGCCUCGCAUGCCAAUACGCGCGUCAGUGAAGCGUCGAUGGGCGCUCUUUCAGUGGGUCGUGCGGCUGGCCUGUCCAUGUCUCCCAAGUCGACAGCUGCAGCCAAAUCCGGGAGACGGCCCAGCACUGGCAUAUCGCCAUCGACCAGCAUGCCGCUCAACGUGCUUGACGCGGGUGGUGCUGCUAGACAGAAAGAAGACGCUUUGCAGCAGGUGAGCCCAAGCAAUGCAAGAACGGGAUGGAUGGGGCCUUCGACGCCCGGACAGGCCGAAGUGCUUCCUGCUCUCGUAACACGCCGCCGGUUCGGAGGUGGUUCGAAUGCUACCGGAGGGCAGCAGAACGGCUCUUCGGCAUCCGAGGGUGGUUCCAAGCCCAUUUUUCUCAAGGGCCUGUUCAGUGUUCAGACGACUUCGACCAAACCUCGUACGGUGAUUCAUGCGUCUCUGGUCAAGGUGUUGGACCGCAUCGGCAUUCAGUACCGCGAGCUUCGUGGUGGAUACGAGUGCGUGCAUCUUCCCAGCCUCGACUUUUCAGGGUCCGACUCUCUGGGCAGAGGUAAUGCGCGAAUUCCGCUCGAGACGAUGGCUGCAGCUGCAGCUGCAGAUGCCGAAGCAUCGGAACGCUCGCCCACCUCAGAAGAGAACAACCGUCAACCCAAACGCAAACCAAGCCGACUCUCGUUCGUAUCAGGCAGAAGCAAGGACAAGGAUCGUGCCAACCGCAAAGAGGGCUCCGUGGCCGAGAGCAUCGGAGCUUUGACAGGGGCUGGUGGUACAGUGCGCAGUCGCACGCCGUCGUUGACGAGCAAUGCUGCUUUUGCCAACGCCGAUUCGACCACUUUACCUCCACUGCCGCCCAAGACACCGUCCAAACCGUCGCUAUUGAUUAGGUCUCCGAGGCAGCGAGCCGAUUCGAUGGGAGCUGCUUCGAUGCUUGGACCUUCGGGAUCGCGCGAUUCGAACUUGAUGCUCGAUACCACCGUCGCUGCUGGCUCAGGCGGUGAUGCAUGUGCGCUCUCACCUGCAAGUGCCGCCGGCACGGUGACUGCCAGGACGAUGAAUGCAGCUCAAGCGACCGAGCUAGCAGUACGCUUCGAGAUCUUUGUGGUCAAAGUCCCCUUGUUGCUUGGUGUCAACGGACUGCAAUUCAGAAGGGUCGGCGGUAACCCUUGGCAGUACCAGAUGCUGGCAAAGCGCAUCUUGCAGGAGCUCAAGUUGUAA
This is a messenger RNA of Mycosarcoma maydis (corn smut), 5130 nucleotides long. RefSeq lists its product as uncharacterized. NCBI's taxonomy places the organism in Eukaryota, Fungi, Basidiomycota, Ustilaginomycetes, Ustilaginales. Gene Ontology annotation, molecular function: ATP binding; tau-protein kinase activity; protein serine/threonine kinase activity. Gene Ontology annotation, biological process: microtubule cytoskeleton organization; intracellular signal transduction; protein phosphorylation. Bases 1 to 5130 code for a protein of 1709 amino acids. The transcript has a single exon. Gene Ontology annotation, cellular component: cytoplasm. The record is from RefSeq and is a predicted model, not a curated record.